GUGCUGAAUCACACUAUUGGAUUACCAUAUUUUGGUGUGCCUUGGGUGCAAUUGUCAUAGCCGGUAUCGCUGUAAUAUCAUAUUGGAUACGACGAUGCAGGACAUUACGAGCAAUCUACCGCCAGUGCAAUCCGCCGACGAGCUUAUUAUCAACAACAGCUGCCGGCAGCAGGAGCAACUGCAGCAGCAAAAGCAACCAUUAUUGUUGCAAACUCAUACGGAGUCUCCAGCGCAGCUGUUGCUUACUGAACAAAAACAACAGCAGCAACAAGCUUGCAAAUCCACAUAUUCUAUUUCCACCACUUCCACCACCACAAACAACCCCAACACCUCCAGCACCACCACCACUCCAACCUCACCCCCACCAGCAAUUAACCCAACGAAGUCCAUUAACACACCCAUAUCCGGUGGCAGCAACCCCUUUACCCAUACACCAGCGCCACUACCACUACGACAGCAAAACCAAAAAGUUAUCACAAGAUCACAAUCAUCUAAAGUUAUACAAGAGUUGCAGCAAUUGCACCAUAAUAACAACAACUAUCAACAACAACAGCCGCAUACGCAUUCGAUCCACCAACUAAAGCAACAGCAAUCACUGCCGGCCACGCUACAUCCACCGCAAACGGUUAACGGCAGUCAUCAUCCGCCACCUUCCAAGUCCGUCUCGAUACUCGUGUAUAAAACAUUGAAUACGGUCUUCAAGAGCAGUCGCAAGAUCAUUGUGCGCGUUUGUGAGGUAGCCAGCGCGAAAAAAUCAUUCACCAUGUUCAAAUUCAAUAAAGCGGCCGCGCAAAAUCGCGCUGAAAAUCGGGCGAAUGCCUGCACCGGACACGAUCAGUUUGUUCGGCCACCGGUGCCCGAGAAGAAAGUUAAACACAUAAUGAAGAAAUUACACAAACAAAAUGGACUGAAACGCUCCAAUUCAGCGAUCGAAUUUGACGUGUCCGCGCUCACAGCCGCCAAUCGCCGGCACAUCUACAGCAGCAAUCGAUCAGCCAGUUCGGAACAAGAUAAUUCAGAUCAAUCCGAGCACUCGGAAAAAUCACCAUUGGUUAGCGCGAGGUUAGACAAUCUAGCUAGGCUAUUUUUUAGCAAAUCGAUGCCAGCGGAAACCGGAAGUAGAGAUACCAUAGAUUCUGUGCUAACGACAAGGCCAAAUCUGAAAUAUCAAUACUCGGCGCUGGAUAGCGGCAAUGGCAUUGUGGAGCGCAGUCCACGUGAGCGUGCACAACGCGAGCGCGCACUUAAUGCAUUGCAGGAGUGGGUGCAGAACUCGAAUGGUCGUUACGAGAUAAUCGCACAUUUGGAUGAAAUUGGCUCGCGUCAUGGCAAGAAUUGGUUUCUCGUGACCGAUGCAACGGUACGCACGGAUCGUCUACUGACACUAUUGCCACUCCCACCGGACUGUGUCGCCUUCGAGGAUUUGCCCGCCAAUGAGAAUCCGAAGCCGAUGCUAAUGGAAUUGCUCGGCUCACUGCAUCAUCCUUAUAUAUAUCCGAUAUUGGAUUUGGGUUUUCUGCAGCUUGGCUCUAGCAAUUUUGCCUGUCUGGUGACGCCAUUCAAUUCACGUGGUAGCUUAAAGGAUUUAAUUUAUAGGGCGCAAUGGAACGAACCGUGGGCACGCAAAUAUACACGAAAACCCAACGGUUUACCCGUCUCACAAGUUCAGCGGCUGGGUCGACAAAUCUUGGAGGCGUUGCUGUUUCUGAAAGAGCGCGGCUUCCCACUGCACGGACAUUUGCAUAGCGGAAAUGUGAUUCUACAAAAUGGCGCCGCCAGACUGUCCGGCCUCGAGAAUGGUCUGCUCGGCCUUAGUUCGCGCAUUAACGCUGUCAUGUGGUCGCGCAGUACAACGGAAAUCGAAAAUGUCGAUAUCAUUUGCUUCGGUCAUUUGUUAUAUGAAAUGUGUACCGGUCAAGAAAUGACCACACCCAAACCGUCCAUGCGGGUGCUCGAAAUGGAAUUAGAGCAUUACCCACAAAUUUUAGAUGUACUUGGCUUAAUAUUCGAACCGCCUAGCGGUGUAUGCCCCUCCGUCGAAGACCUAGUCUUAUGUGAUCUCUUCAGAAGCAUCGAUUUGCGUGAAUUACGUGGUCCUUGCUUUAGCACAAUCAAGCCGAGCCUAAGCAGAUCCACACUCAAUCUCUUGUAUGCCGUUAAGAAGCGACAAUGUGCAUCGCUCGGUAGUUCACUUAGCGAAAUGAGCUCACCGAGCACACCGCCAUCAACGCCACGCGACGGUCGACGCGGUUAUAGUCGAACAAUGGACUCUUUCGAUAUAUCUAGCGACUCGGAGGAGGGAUUACUUGAUGAAAUACUCGUCGAUGGCAACUACCACCAAAAACGCUUACAACAGCUUCAACGCAUGCAAAACUAUCACCAACGUCAGCAUCAUUCCUAUCCGCAACACUACUACGACCAGUUCACAGCAUUAUCACACCAACGCCAAUAUCACACACAAGCUCAUCACUUUAGCGAGAACAAACCACUGGACUUUGACACGAUUGAAUCAUCACCCCUGCAUUAUUGUGAGAAUACCACCACCCAAUCCGAUGACAAUAUCUAUAGUACUCAAGAAAAUCAAAAGUCAACACAACAGUCACGACAGCAAAGGCACAUAGAGUCACCGUCUUCUCCGCCACCGCCAGCACAUUUGCCAACAAUACGUUGUAGCUCCAGCAAUAAUUUGAAUGCACCAACAUUGGGUUCAAGUGCUGGUCGCUGCUCGUCGGGUAGUAGCACAAGUAUUGCUUCAACAACCGCCGGUGCUGCUUCAGCUGCCACCGCUGCCGCAACGCCAGCUGCAGCCUUUAUUGCGGAAGACGAUAAGGACAUUGGCGAAAAUACAAUACAGUCAGGUCAAUUGGAGCUUGAAGCCGAUGACAGUACAUCAAACAAUGACAGCCCGGCUAGCAGUGAUUCGUCGACGCACCAAGUUGACGCAACUAGCCAAAGUCAUGUGAACGAUGAUGCAAAGGCAUCAACGUCAGCAGCGGCCGCCGCAACGAAUGGUGCAACCGUCGGUGGUUCAUUCAACCACCAACUAACGGCUGAUAUGUGCAACUAUAAGAAUUCGAAGAGUCGUCGGCUCGAGUACUCACUCAAGUGUUUGAAGUAUGGACGCAGUAAUCCUUCGCAAGAUUCAGCUUUUGGAUCGCUAACCGACAAUGAUCUCUCGGUUGGUUCGUCCAGUUUUCGCAUAAGUAGUUUUCAAUCGAUAUCUUCGCCGAUUGAUGAGGGUGUAGAGGAUAUUAUAAUCGCAACAACAACAGGUGGCAAGGAAACUUGUUUAGAAUUAGCCACUAUACCGAAAAGUAUGGUGUCGCAGGAUUCGGCCAUAUCAUCACCUUGUCGUGAAACGUCGCCAAGUAACUUUUUAAACAUAGACGAUUGCAUGUCCGGCUCAUAUUCGGGCGCAUCCACUUCGUCCGGCUCUACAGGCAACAUACGUCCACAACAAUUUCCCGUCUCGCUUUCGCCUAAAAUACUCGUCACUGCCACUACUAACUCUAGCAAUUCGUCACUAUCCUCGUCUAGCGCCGCACUACCCCAAGCACAACAAUUCGACCCACCCAAAAUACUAGUUAACGAUCAAAACUCUAUUUAUACAACAUCACCAUCGAAACGUAUCGGUACAAUUGAGGUAUUCUCACAAAAAUAUCGCGUCAGUUCGUUUGAGGAUAUGUCACCAAAUAAGCGCUCCUCUUCCGAUAAACUCUUAAAGAAUGUCAAUCGCAUGGCAUUCCGUUCACUCGAAGAGGAGCGACGCAUUGAUAGUGCUUUUAUGCCGAUUGCAGAUCGUACAAAUUCAGAAAAUCGCGUCAACAUGCAGCGUGACGAGAAAUACAAGAAACUUACACACGCCUCGUUCCGCAUCAGCAAGACGUCAAGCCAGGUAGUGGUCUACGACAACACGCCCAAUCAAAUGACGAGCACGUCACCAGUAGGCAAUAAAAGCGUCAUAGCCAGCGUUGAAAUGCAGCGUCCCGCUACGGCUUCGGGUUCGGUUAGCACGCGUCAAACAAUGUGGCGCGAUAGCAAGUUCUAUCGGAAGAAUCGCAUAGCUAAGUCCAAUGACUCGCUGUUGGAAACAUCACCCAAUCACUCGGCGCGCCUGUCACCAUCUUCGUUGCGCGACAAUCACUACGAUAGCAGUUCCUCGUACGGCAGUCGCAGCCAAAGUCGACAAUCACUUAAUCGUGGCAGUUCCAUCAAUGAAAUAUCUGGACUGAAUCAGGCAUUUGGAGGCGGUGGCGGAGCUGGUGGUGCGCAAGGUUUGGCAGUGACCACCAGCUUCUGUGGCAAUGCUAGUACAAGCGGUGCUGGGCGUCGUUACUGCAGUUCGAAGAGUGAAGAUCUUGGUGAUACGAAUGAUUAUUUGCGGGUUAUGGAUGCGCGAAAAUCAUAUUCGGAGCGACAUCUGGUCACACUAACGAAAUUAAAACAAACAGCAAUCAAUAAUACAAUGAGCGGAAGUGAGCAAUGUUGCUUCUCCGAGGACGAAAUGAGCUUCUAUGAUGACAAUAAUGUUUACGGUUAUAUGUAUUAUAAUGAAAAACAACAGCAACAGCAACAACAACAGCAUCAUCAUCAUACACACCAACACGCCAAACAGCAGCAUCGACAGCAGCAGCAACAACAACAACAACAGCAACAAUCUCAACAAGCGCAACAGCGCCGUACACACUACAAUGCACAUCAGUCAACAAAACAAGCAAAAACACAACAACAACAACAAAUGCAGCACAAUCACCAGCAACAGCAGAAAUAUCAGCAGCAGCAACACCAACAACAACAGCCUAAGCGUUCCAACCCAAAUCAACUUAGCUGGAGCAGCUGCUCCAUCAAUCGCCUACGCACCACCAAUAUAAAGACCACCUCCUUGGCUACACUAUCCUGCCAUCAAAAUUUUACCUCCACCGCUACAGCACAAUCCCCCUCGCCCAACACGUCCAACACCACUGCGGCCGGCACGAUAGACGCUUUGCCACAUGUCUCGCGCAGCGCUAUUUUCAAGUCGGUUGAUCACUUUGUCAACCUAACAGAUAAGAGCGGCGGCAGCGGCAGCGGUAGUGGCACCGGCACUGCCACCGAUGACAACAGUUCCCCCGACGAUUCGCCAACACACCAGACGCUGAGCGGCGCCGAGCUCUCAAAGAUUUUCGCAAUGCACGACGCCCAAAGCAGCCAGUGCAGUGAGGAGAAGACACCGCUGCUAGACAGCGUUGAGAUGUCGCCAAUCAGUCCAACCGAGACGGAGGAUUCGACCAACGGCGAAAAAAUGUGAUAUACUAAAUUUCAGUAAAGACACACACACACACACUCAAAGCAAAUAACUCACGUAUAACUAAAAUAAAUAAAUAAAAUAUAUAUGCAUAAGUAAAAGCAAGCGAAAUUUGCAUAGAAAUCGGUAGCGAGGCUUUUCGUGUGUUACAAAGUGAAUGCAUGAAAGUUGCAAGGAUUGUCGAACUUUUUUUUUUUUAAACAGGGAAGUUAAGCAAUGUUUCCUUUUAUGAAAAAAAAUAUUUUUCAAUAAAAUAAAAAUUUAAGUAAUAUAUUUUUUUUGCAAUACUGUACACACUAGGGUGUGUAACAAAAAUCCAAUAUUUUUUUCCUCUUGAUUUUCUGAAAAAUAGGUUUUUACACAUCUUUAUGAAAAUCUCUCGAAGUACGAGCUCGGCUAUUGAAUGCUCUCCUACUUCUAACGGGAAGUUUCUCCGCCAUUCAGUUUUCUAAUUCUUUCUUAUUAGUAGAUAGAAAAAAUCAUGUCUCGCUUCCAACUACGUGGAAAAUGUCUCAUUUCAUAGAUUUUGUAGAAAAUUAAGUGCUCUACAAAACAGGUCUAAGCGAUUUUUUUCUAAACCUAAACUUUUAACAGAUAAUAACUGUUAAAGUUCAUUAUUUCAAGGCAAUUUUUUUCCUAUGAAUUUUAUAACGGAAAGCAAAAAAUUAUUUUAAAUUGCAAAACACAUUGCCUUAUGGGAAAUUUAUUGCGCAACAAAAAUUGGCUCUUAAUUUUUUUUAAAUUUUUUAAAUUUUUUUAUUUUUUUUUUAAUUUUUUUAUUAAUUUUUGUUUUUUUUCAUUAAUUUUUGACGAUGGUAUUUCGUAAACCUUAAACGAAAAAUUGUAUAAUAAUAAUAAUUUAUUUUAUUAUUUUUUUUUUAUUAUUUUUUUUUAAUUUUUUAAAUUAAUUUUUUUUAAUUUUCUUUUUUAUAUUUUUUUUUUGAAUUUGUUUUAUUUUAUUUUAUAUAAAUUAUGAAAAUUUUUUUAUAUAUCUUUUUUUUUAAUUUUUUUUUGUUAUUUACGUUCUUUAUUAUUUUAUUUUUUUCAUUCAAUUUUGACGAUUGAUAACUCUUAAAUUCUUACUUUAAUCGAAAAAUUUUAAAAUAACCCAUUUUCAGAGUAGCAAGCGAAGAAGAAUAUAUUCUUUUUUCUGACCCACCCUAGUGCACAUCUUUACAAAUUUAUGUACGAUUUAAACAUGUUUCAAACAAAAAGACCCGAACAUAUUUGUAUAAUGAAAGCAACAAAUUUUGUUUAAAAGUAUAACGGCAUAAGAACUACACAUACAAACAUACAUACAUAUAUAAUAUAUGUAUAUUGCAAAUCUCAUUCAACUAUCUGCAUUACAACAGCAACUACCAUCCUUAUGAUAAUUUUAAGAAUUAAAGAGCAAAGUUACACUACAUAUAUAUUUAUAUAUAUAUAGUUAUAUAUAUGUAUGAAUUUAAGUAACUCAUGUUUCGUAUGAUAAGACGUUACACAAUUUUAAAACAAAUAAAAACCUAAAUAUAUAAAGAAAAUGAUUUAAAAAAUCUUUAAAAAAAUAUAAUUAUACCACAUACGAGUAUACAAUAUGACGUAAUGUUUAGGGAAAAUGUUAUUUGCUUGAAAUUUCUGACAAACCUAAUUACUUAAGUUAGUGAAAAGUAAUAUAUACACCUAUACAUAUGUACAAAAUGUAUGUAUAUACGAAUAUGCGAACUUUUAACUAAAUGAAAAUAUUAACUUUGCGCUGAAAGCAAAACUUUUUGUGUCAUUUUGACAUCACCGUAAUUACUAGCAACGUUAAAAAUUUCCCCAAAAAAAAUAUAUAACAAAAAUUAUAGAUAAUAUUUGUUGUACUAGUUGAAGUUAGUGAACAUUUGACUCAUAUACUAAACGGCAAACGCAUUGCGCUUUCGAAAAACAAAAAAAAAAAAUGAAAUAAAAACAAAGUAAAUGCAUUGUGAAUUCUUUCUCAAUUUCUCAGCAUUUUUUUCGGAUAGCUUAGACGAGGCCGCAAUUAGUGUUGAAUUUAGUUCUUGUACUUCUAAGGUAAAUGGUGUAACUAUAGGCGCACUUAGUGGUAGAUACAGACUUCGCAAAAUCUCAACUUUAUGGUAGUAAAUUAGCUUUAAAAUGCAUAUAUGUACUAAUAUGUAUGCGUAUGCUCUCAGCACAUUUAACUGAAAAAACCAAAAAAAUAAUAUUGAUAAGGUCUCAAAAAUUUUAAUUUCAACUUGUAUAGAUGAAAAAAUGGCGUAAUUGAGGCGUUGAGUUAUAGCGUAGAUCAUUGGAGUAACCGAAACGAAUGUUAGUAGAAUGUUUUUUUAGGAGCAUAUAUGGAUAUUUAUUAUAAGACAAAAGAAAUGAGCAUUUUAUUUGUAAAGAAUACUCAUUUAGAGUCUCAUUCACAGAUAUAAAGUGGCAAAAUGGCAACUUAAAUGCGGGCACUGUGGCAAUAUUGCUAUAAAUCAGCCGUUCUUUAUUUAUCACCAAUCGGUUUUUAUAUAAAUAUUUAAACAAUUCAUUUUAAAAAAAGCAAAUAAAACAAUAUUACAAUUAAAUGUGCUUACUUUUUCCAUUUUACGGCGAAAUAAACAAAACAUGAAAAAAGAGUAAACAGCUGAUUGUGAUUUGCGACAAAUUUCCAUGCAUGCCACUGAAAAUAUGACAUUAAAUGAGUACCACUAUUAUUUUAACGACUAAAUUAAAAAACUUUAACACUUAAUGUUCUAUUUUAUUAUUUAAGUAAAUAUUUUGCAAUAGAAAUAUGCAAUAUUUUGGAAUUCAACAAAAAAGAAAAAUAGUGAAUACUACCGAAAAUCAUAAAAAUUAUUCAAAUAGAAGGGGAUAAAUUGAAUAAUAGUACCAAAAAACAGAAAAAUAUUAUGAAUACAAAACGAUUAGAGUGCAACAAAAAAGUGAAAAUUAAUAAACUCAUAGCUAUUCAAGAAAAUUACUCAACAAAAUGAACUUGUUACCUUAACGAUGUAAGCAAUCAAACAGUAACAUAAUCGAUAUCACUAACUAAUAAAAAGAAAAUAUUUAAUGUUAAUAACAAGAAACUGCAUGCGAAAAAAUUUCACAAUAUACAUAUAUAGCCAAAUUACCAGUUCAUAAUAGGAAUGCACCUCACAAAAAUUAAUAAAAACUAAGCUUUCAAGCAGGGAAUAAAAGAAAUUAUAAUUCCUUUUUACUUGUUUGCGCUUAAAAACUGAUAUGAUAGUUACGUCAUAAUUAACACUCAAUUUCAUGUACAUAAUUUUUUUAAUUUUUUUGAAGUUAAAAUUAAUUAAAAUUAUAAUAAUUAAUGUUACAGAAUAUGUAGAUUAUAUACAAUACAUACGAGUAUUAUAAUAUGUAUAGUUGACAUGCAUACCUUUGGCACAUGAUCACCCCCGUUAGUGUAUUGAUUAGCUUUAGAACAUACAUUUACAUAUAUAUAUUUUCUCGAAACGAAAGUUAUUCAAUUAGGUCCGCGUAAAUCGGUGAUAUUGUUAAGUAUGUAAUUUUAUUUUUAUUUUCCACUGAACUACGUAAAUAAAUAAAACAAAAACAAAAAAUAAGACUUAAA
Bactrocera neohumeralis is the source of this 8840-nucleotide messenger RNA. RefSeq names its product slowpoke-binding protein (gene Slob). The record is from RefSeq and is a predicted model, not a curated record. Gene Ontology annotation, molecular function: transcription cis-regulatory region binding. NCBI's taxonomy places the organism in Eukaryota, Metazoa, Arthropoda, Insecta, Diptera, Tephritidae. Gene Ontology annotation, biological process: regulation of transcription by RNA polymerase II. Gene Ontology annotation, cellular component: nucleus. The transcript has 12 exons. The coding region runs from base 95 to 5287 and encodes 1730 amino acids.